AUGGCGAGACUUGCCUCGGUACAAGGGCUUUGGCGACCUCUUGCAGGCGUUCGCCCUCUUGUCGCGCUCUACGAAGGAACCAGAUUGUCCCACCAUUACACGCUUUCCCAUGCCACUCUCGCCACAUCUGCCGAAGAAAAUCCAUCUCCCGAGAGGAGAGUAUGCUCCGUGUCCACUUCCCUCGUUCUGGAACGACAAACGUGA
Fibroporia radiculosa is the source of this 204-nucleotide messenger RNA. RefSeq lists its product as uncharacterized. Lineage: Eukaryota; Fungi; Basidiomycota; Agaricomycetes; Polyporales; Fibroporiaceae. The transcript is spliced from 2 exons. The coding region runs from base 1 to 204 and encodes 67 amino acids. The record is from RefSeq and is a predicted model, not a curated record.